AUGGCUUCCAAGCGCCAGCCCCCAGCACAGAAGCAGCCAGAUGGCAGGAACAAGAAAGCGAAGAAGAGUGGAGAGGAGGAUGACACCUGGAGCUCCACCUUGGCAGCCCUGAAGACUGCCCCCAAGGAGAAGCCCCCCCCCACUGUUGAUGGGCUGUGCCCCCUGAGCACGGCACCGGGCACCCAGGUCUAUGAGGACUAUGACUGCACCCUGAAUCAGACCAACAUCAGUGCCAACAACAAUAAGUUCUACAUCAUCCAGCUCCUUGAGCAUGAUGGUGCCUACAGCGUUUGGAGCCGCUGGGGUCGCGUGGGGGAAGUGGGACAGUCCAAGCUCAUGCCCUGCCCCUCCCUGGAGGCUGCCAAGAAGGACUUUGAGAAGAAGUUCUGGGAGAAGACCAAGAACAGAUGGGUGGCGAGGGAGAACUUUGUCGCCCAGCCAGGGAAGUACACACUCAUCGAGGUGCAGCCAGGGGCUGGGCAGGAGGCGGAGGUUGCCGUCAAGGUGGAUGGUGUGGAUGGGAAGAAGGUCUGCAAGCAGCGGGUACUGCCCUGCACCUUGGACAAAGCCACGCAGGACCUGGUGUCCCUCAUCUUCAGCAGCGACAUGUUCCAGGAUGCCAUGCAGACCAUGAAUAUCGAUGUGAAGAAGAUGCCACUGGGGAACCUGAGCAAGCAGCAGAUCGCAAGAGGUUUUGAGGCACUGGAAGAGUUGGAGGCAGCGCUGCAGGAGCAGCCUCCCAAGGCUGCCUGCCUGGAGGACCUCUCGUCCCGCUUCUACACCAUCAUCCCCCAUAACUUUGGGCGGGCACGGCCACCCCCCAUUAACACUCCUGAACUGCUUCGUGCCAAGAAGGAUAUGCUGUUGGUGCUGGCUGACAUUGAAGUGGCACAGAGCCUGCAGGCACAGAAGGUGAAGGAGGAGGAGGAGGAAGAGGAGGAGGAAGUCGCCCACCCGCUGGAUCAGGAUUAUGCCCUGCUCUGCUGCCAGCUCUCCCUGCUUGACCCAGCUUCCCGGGAACACCAGCUGAUCCAAAACUACGUGACACAGACUGGGUGGGAAUUUUUUGGGUGGACCCUCCACAUCCUCAACAUCUGGCAGGUGGCUCGAGAUGGUGAGGAUGAGCGCUUCAAAGCCCACGACCUCCUGGAGCACCGUCGCCUGCUUUGGCAUGGCACCAACAUAGCGGUGAUCGCGGCCAUCCUGAAGAGUGGACUGCGCAUCAUGCCCCACUCAGGCGGGCGUGUGGGCAAGGGCAUCUACUUUGCCUCUGAGAACAGCAAGUCAGCCGGCUACGUGUGCUGCACAUCCGAGAAUAUUGGCAUCAUGUUCCUGUCAGAGGUGGCCCUGGGCAAGCCCUACUGCAUCACCCGUGAUGACCCCACCUUGCGCCAGCCUCCCACUGGCUAUGACAGUGUCCUGGCCUGUGGCCAGACAGAGCCAGACCCUGCACAGGAUGAGGAGGUGCUGCUGGAUGGCAAGAAGGUGCUGGUGUCUCAAGGCAAGCCCAUCCCCAUGGCCGCCUACAAGGACUCCUCUUUCCUGCAGAGUGAGUACCUCAUCUACAAGGAGAGCCAGUGCCGGAUCCGCUACCUUGUUCAGCUCCGCUUCUGA
This is a messenger RNA of Apaloderma vittatum (bar-tailed trogon), 1614 nucleotides long. RefSeq names its product poly (ADP-ribose) polymerase family, member 3 (gene PARP3). The coding region runs from base 1 to 1614 and encodes 537 amino acids. Gene Ontology annotation, cellular component: site of double-strand break. The transcript is spliced from 10 exons. NCBI's taxonomy places the organism in Eukaryota, Metazoa, Chordata, Aves, Trogoniformes, Trogonidae. The record is from RefSeq and is a predicted model, not a curated record. Gene Ontology annotation, molecular function: NAD+ poly-ADP-ribosyltransferase activity.